Messenger RNA from Penicillium alfredii, 195 nucleotides. RefSeq lists its product as uncharacterized. Lineage: Eukaryota; Fungi; Ascomycota; Eurotiomycetes; Eurotiales; Aspergillaceae. The transcript has 2 exons. Bases 1 to 195 code for a protein of 64 amino acids. The record is from RefSeq and is a predicted model, not a curated record.
AUGAUAGAAGACUCUGCCUAUAUAAACCAUAAAUAUCUCGUUCCCAGUACAUACGAUCACAGGGUGUGGAGAACAGGGCUUCCCGUCCGCUCAGCCGUACUUAAGCCACAUAUUGUACAAGGCCAAUUCUCAAAGCGCCCUCGAUACUGCUGCCGUCCUAAAACAGCGAUGCAAUGGGUCCUAGGGGCCGCUUAA